Messenger RNA from Oryza brachyantha (malo sina), 2840 nucleotides. RefSeq names its product myosin-binding protein 1-like. The transcript is spliced from 4 exons. The coding region runs from base 402 to 2240 and encodes 612 amino acids. Gene Ontology annotation, molecular function: myosin binding. Lineage: Eukaryota; Viridiplantae; Streptophyta; Magnoliopsida; Poales; Poaceae. The record is from RefSeq and is a predicted model, not a curated record.
CCCUGCGUAGAGAGGGAGAGAGAGAGAGAGAGGGAGCGACCCCCACCCCACCCCACCGUUCUCUCUCCUCUUUCCUGACAAGAACCAAAUUUCCCCCGAUCUUUCUGACGAUUUUCCCCACAAUCUCUACGCUUUUUUUGGUUGAAACAAAAAUUCAGCAUUGGAAAGGCUCCAUUGCAUCAUUGGCAGCACCAACGUUCCAUUGUUUUACCAUCUGAGCAUUGUCGUCAAAUCAAGAUUCAAACUUUUCUUGGUGCUGCAAUCAGGCAUUGGCGUCAAAUCAAGAUUCAACAUUUGCUCCCAUCACCAAAUCAAGAUUCAGCAGUGCAGUUUUGGGUGCCUUUGAAGAGCAUUGAGGAAUCAACUUUGAUGUGAAUUUUUUUGAUGCACAUUGAUCAUCCAUGGCUGCGAAAACCCGUGCGAGAUCCCAGGACUUCUGGAAACGAUUCUGGUCCAUGCUCUCGUAUGCUUGCAGUGAGCUUUGCGUGAUCAUCUUGCUCCACGUGGCUGCUGGAGCAUCCUACCUGGCGACCAGGUUGGCGCGCAUCAACAAGCUCAGGAUGCCAUGCAUCCUCUGCUCAAGAAUGGAUCAUGCCCUCCAUGGGAAGGCCUGGUUCUCUUCAGAUUUGGUCUGUGCUGUUCAUAGGUCAGAGGUAUCAUCUUUGGCAUACUGCAGUAGCCACAACAAUCUUGCACACUGUGAUGAUCUCUGCAAGAGAUGCAGUGCACCAAUGGAUGAUGUGGUUGACACGAGGAGAUCGAGGUCCAGACGGCUGUGUUCUUGCUGUUCAGAGCCAUUCAACAAGGUGCAGAAUGCGCAUAGGGUUUCUGAAACCGCAAGUGCUGUGAGGUCUUCAGAUACUGUUCAUGGUUCGGAGGAGAUCAAUCGGGAACAAAUGCCUGCAGAUCAUUCAAAAGACAAGACUUUUGUUGUGGGUAUUGAGGAAGUCAAUGAAUCUGAUGGUUCACCAGUCAGACAAGAACAAUCUACAAAGAACAGUGGUGCCUCUGGAAAUGCUGGGACUGCAAAGCCAGCACUCAGUGGAUCUACUGCGCCUACGCGCAUUUUUGUCGAUCGCAGCAGUACUUUCAUUGGUAGGGCCAAUCUCACAUCACCUCGGCCAUCUGAAAUAAUUUCUGCCAAGGACAACAAUUCAACCACUCAACAAGAAGUGAAGGCAUUCCUUUCACAGAUGUCUAUUGCAAGGGGCCUUGACAGUUCUUGGAGUGAUGGAGCUCCUAGCCCUGGAAUCAGUGCUCAAAACGACGAAAGCAGUGCUAAUGGCAGGAGGCCAUCCCUAGAGAGAAAUUACUCUGUGAUAGAACCAUCGGAUGCAAACCUCUCUGAUGAGGUUGAAGGAGAGAGCUCUCUUGAGAAUCUGAAGCGGCUUCUUGAGCUCAACAAGAAGUCAAUGGGUGCUCUUUACAAAGAGCUUGAAGAAGAACGGAGUGCCUCGGCAAUCGCAGCUAGCCAGGCAAUGGCCAUGAUCAAUAAGUUGCAUGAGGAAAAGGCUGCAAUGCAGAUGGAGGCACUGCAAUACCUGAGGAUGAUGGAAGAGCAGGCUGAUCAUGACCAUGAAGCAAUACAGAAUCUGCAUGACCUGCUCACGGAGAGAGAGAAAGAAUUGCUUGACAUGGAUGCAGAACUUGAGAACUUCAGAAGGCUACUCCAGAGUGAGCAAUUCAAUGGCAGAAAACUCGAUGCUGCUGAUGGCAUUACAAAUGAAAGAGAUGUCCCAUUUGAAGUCUUGAAUGGUUUGGGUUUCAUGAGGAGCACUAUGUCGGGUUUCGAAGAUGAAAUGGCAUAUAUUUUGGAAUCCAUAAGCAGUUUGGAGGAAAAGCUCUGUGUUCCCAGAAACAGACUUGCUUCUGAUGAUGCCAAAGAUAAUAAAGAGGAAUUGACAGGAGAACAAUCAGGGGCUAAUUGUGAGGGCUCGACCAUGCGUCAGGAACACCCAAGUGGUGAAUCAACUUCUGAUCAGCAAGAUGAUGGAAACCAAUCUGUUCAGAACCACAAGGAUAACUGUUCCUGUUCUCCUUCAAAGACUGGAAAAAUGGGUGAUGUGAAAAAUCUUAAGGAUGAAGUCUCACUAUUGUAUACAAGAUUGAAGGCACUUGAAGCUGAUCAGGAGUUUCUUAAGCAUGUAUUAAGUUCUCUAAAGUGUAGCCCUGAUGGACUGCAGUGUGUACAGGAGAUAGCCAGCCAUUUGCUAGAGUUGAGAAGGAUGACAACUCAAUGAAGAGAGUCGGUUUUCCCUUGAUUUCACAGAUUUGGUCAUGAGCUCUUCUCAUGUAGUGUCCCUUCAUGGUAUACUUCUGGUUAGUGCACGUGGUGGAUUCAGUGCUGCACUGAAGAGGCCUGAAGAUCGAUGUCGGUGCAAGAUCAUUUGAAAUGCCCAUGGACAAAAGAAUUCCAUCUCUUGCACUGAUCUUCAAGUUUUCAUUGAGCUGACUGGCCCCCUGUUGCUGUUCUUCUGUCACUGCUUCAGCAAAUCGCUGGAACAGACAAAAGCAUCUCCUGUGUAUCGAUGUGAUGGCUGUUCAUGUUAGGAGCAAGUUUGUAAUCGUAGAUUUAACUAAUGAUUGCGGUUCUUGCAAAGAGGAGUUAACUAGUAGAAUACACCAUGUUCAUAUCAAAUUAAUCGAUGUGACCUUGCUUCAGAAAUGCAAGGUUUUCUGCCUCAUCUAAUUAAUUUUCUCCGUACAUUUGGUUUUUUCCCAGCACUGCAGAUUGUCUGAUGCCUGAUGAGUGAACUGUAACUGAGAUUUUAUUGUGCUAUUUUUCCGGCAUGUAUGAGUGGCCAGCUGCUUUCACAUGAACACGUAGCGUGCCACUCGCA